Molecule: messenger RNA, 1338 nt
Organism: Lotus japonicus
Lineage: Eukaryota; Viridiplantae; Streptophyta; Magnoliopsida; Fabales; Fabaceae
Exons: 2
Coding region: 1-1338 (445 amino acids)
Molecular function (GO): nucleic acid binding; zinc ion binding
Source: RefSeq, a predicted model, not a curated record
AUGGCUGGUAGACCCCCAAACAUCAACGCCAAUCUUGCUACCGCUCUAAAUGGUCUGACCGAAGUUUUAAGGGCACAGGCGCAGUUCAUGCAAGGGGCUUAUGUUGUUCCGGGGGGAGAACAACGUGGACUUGAUAAGUUUUUGAAGCGGAACCCUCCGACUUUCAAGGGGGAGUACAAUCCCGACGGAGCUUAUAAAUGGAUGACUCAGGUGGAAAAGAUUCUUAACUCGAUGAACUGCACCGACAUUCAGAAGGUGAGUUAUGCCAGUUAUCUGCUGGAAGGGGAAGCUGAAACCUGGUGGACCCAGGUUAAACCGAGGAUGAUCCAAGUUAACCUGAUGACUUGGAUGGAGUUUAAAAGGGUAUUCCUGGAGAAAUACUUCCCUGAAGACGUCAAGGCUCGAAAGGAAGUUGAAUUUUUGGAGCUGAAACAGGGAAAUAUGACUGUUGGGCAAUAUGCAGCUAAAUUCGAGGAACUGGCUCAAUUUCAUCCGUCGUAUCGCGAUGCUGCGAAUGAAAACUCCAAAUGUAUUAAGUUCGAAAAUGGAUUGAGGCCAGACAUCAAAGCUGCCAUCGGGUACCAACAGAUUCGAAAUUUUUAUACGUUGGUAGACAAAUGCCGCAUAUUCGAGAAUGAUGACAAACAGAGAAGGGAGUACCUGAAAACCCUCGGUCCUCAGAAGAACUUUCGAGGAGGAAUUGAUAAAAAGAAACAAUUCCAGAAAGCUUUCCGAUCGCAAGGUUCUUCUUCUGGUAAGAAAAACAAAGACCUGAGAUACCAGCCGCAAAGUUCUCUCCGAUGUUACAAUUGUGGAGGGAACCAUUAUCGGAAUGAAUGUCCUCACACGCAAGCUGUAUGUUACCGGUGCAAACAGCCAGGGCAUGUCAGUACAAAUUGCCCAAAUCCUAAAGUGGAAUCUUCCAACAGUGAACGUGGAGGAGCUGGCAACCGCAACAACAACAACAACAAUAACAACAAAGGGAAGAAGGAGAACAACAAGGCACCUGCCCGAGGUCGUGUCUUCACUCUGACUGGAGCAGACCUAGAACCAACUGAAGAUCUGAUUCAAGGUACAUGUUUUAUGAAUGGCAUUCCUUUAGUUGUUUUGUAUGAUUCUGGUGCUACCAAUUCCUUCAUUGCUGUUGAUCUCGUGAAACGGUUGCGUUUGGCCACGCAAUCUUUAUCUCGUAAACUCAUAGUAUCAACCCCUACUGGAGAUACUGUGAGACAGAAAUUUUGUGGUAAAUCUUGUUUGCUUACCACUGUCCCAAAUCGAUAUAAUCAUGGGAAUGGAUUGGCUUUCGUCCAAUCAUGUCCUUCUGGAUUGCCAUCGUAA